AUGGCACCCAUCGCGAUUUCAGAGACAAUCGACCUGGCGCCAUCGCACAUCCCAGAACCGACUCUAUACCAACCUGCCACCUUCGACCCUCAAAAACAUCUGUGCUACCAAACUCCUGAACAAAUCAUUACUUUCGAAGAGCUGGGUCUCAAUCCUAAGACAGCAACCUCGUCCGUGGCCAUAACGUCGCCCUUCCCAUUACUCACUCUCGAAGGAGUUCGAGAGCUCCGUGCAGACAUCUUUCGCCGUGAGGUCGUUGGGAAGUAUGGCUCUGUGAAGUAUCCUGGCGUUUAUCGCAUUCGUGGCUACGGCCCAGAUGCGCCAUUCACCUAUGCUCUCUGGCGGAGUGAGGCUGUGAGGCAGGCCUGUUCGGCUGCCGCAGGCACAGAGCUGGAGAUCAUUUACGACUACGAGAUCGGACAAUUGAAUGUCCAACUCCCUGCGGACAUCGACAAGAACGCGCCUAUCACCGAGAAUUUGCCCCCAGCGGUGCCUCCGAAAAAUUCCAGUCCCCUCGAAGACGGGCCGGCCCCGGAAAGUGAAGGUAAGGCCUUGGUGUCUGCAUGGCACAACGAUUCCUAUCCUUGGGUCUGCGUCUUGAUGUUGUCGGAUCCGGUGGGGAUGAAAGGUGGCGAAACCGCGCUGAGGACCGGCGACCAGUCCAUCAUGAAAGUCAAGCCGCCGGGGAUGGGAUAUGCGGUUAUGAUGCAAGGAGGCUCUAUCAAUCACGCUGCACUCCCGUGCCUGGGCAGCGGAGAAAGAAUCAGCUUUGUCACUUCAUUCAGACCCAGAGAUCCUACUCUGCUGGACUCGAGUUCUUUGAGAACGGUGCGGCCGAUUAGUGAUUUGGAUGAGUUAUACAGGCAAUGGACAAGUUAUCGGCUGGACGUGGUGUCGCAACGUGCAGCUUUGAAGAAAAAGGAGUUGGAUAGACGCGGACGUUCGGCGGAUGAGAUACGGCAAAUGGUGAAUGACUGGGUCCAGGAACAAGUCGAGUAUCUCCAAAACACGGUCAAGGAGAUGAUGUAA
Messenger RNA from Rhinocladiella mackenziei CBS 650.93, 1029 nucleotides. RefSeq lists its product as uncharacterized. Bases 1 to 1029 code for a protein of 342 amino acids. Lineage: Eukaryota; Fungi; Ascomycota; Eurotiomycetes; Chaetothyriales; Herpotrichiellaceae. The record is from RefSeq and is a predicted model, not a curated record. The transcript has a single exon.